Paramecium pentaurelia is the source of this 2660-nucleotide messenger RNA. NCBI's taxonomy places the organism in Eukaryota, Ciliophora, Oligohymenophorea, Peniculida, Parameciidae. The record is from the annotation of a GenBank genome assembly.
AUGACUGAAAAGAAAGGAGAGUCAUUGUAGGAUUAAAUGAAAAGUCUUCAAGGUGAAAUUAAUAGGCUUCAUUCUGAAAUAGAUUCAAAGAAGAGAGAGAUUACCAAAUUAAAAAAUGAUAAUACUUUAAGAUUAGAAAAAAUAAAUUGGGUUUAAGUAUAUAUCUAAUAAUUAAUAGAUAGGAAAAAGUAAGGAAAAUGUAGAGAGAAAAAAAGGUACUUGAAUUGAAUGAUUAAACAUUAAGUGUAGGACAUGCUACUGUUAAACAUUCAACAACUACAAAAGAAGUUUAACCUUAAACUGAGAUAUAAAAACCUCCUUAGUAAGAGAUUUAAUUAGAGAAAAUGUAAAUGUUAGAAUUUUUUAACUAAUAUUUGGAUUAAACGAAUAAAUAGAUGGUUAAGUUUUAAGGGAAUAGAAAAAAAAAUGGAGAAAAAGAUGAGUAUAUUAAUCCUUAUCCUACUAUUAAUAUAAAAUACACUAUUGAAGGUAUUGAAUAAGGUGAAAGUUCAUCAUUUCGUUUAGACUCAGCAACAACAUUCUAAAAUUUAAAAGAACUGGCAUUUUAUUAUUGGAAUUUGGCUCCAUAUUUAAGAAAAUUUGAUGAAAAGGAUAGUGAAAUUAUGGAUGAUUUAGAAUUAACAGAUGAAAACCAUUCUAGAAUAGAAUUAAAAGAGAAAGUUAUAGAAUUUUUUACAAAUAGGGGAAUCUCUAAUAUUACUUAGAUUACAUUAUUACUUUAAAAAAAAAAAACAGUGAAACCUGCAUUAAAUAGUUUAUAAAUAGAAAGUAUAAAAAUAAAUGGUGGUAAUAAAACUGCCAGUUAUUAAGGAGCAUUUACUGUACAUAAAAAUAGAAUAAAAGCUAUUGAUACAUAUAAUCUAUUUUUUGAAAAGUUCCCAGGAUUAAAAUAUUAUAUUAGUGAAUUAUAAAUUUAAAAAGAAUUUCUAGAGCAAUAGAAAGAAUUAGAAAAAGCUAAUGUUGAUAAAACAAAAGAAGAGAAAUUUGAUUUAGAUGAUAUGAAUUGCCUAAUUUUGAGUUCUAUUAUAGUCAUCUUAGUAUUAACUUUACUUAGCUAUACAGCUUAUUUAAGUCCUUAAUUUGUAAAUUUAAAUUUUACAUUCAUUAAUAAUUUAAUAGGAAUUACUCCAAAUGGAGAAUACAAUAAGAUUACUUCAAUUCCUGAACUUUAUUAUUAUAUGGAAAACUUCUUGGGAGCAACAAUGUAUAAUUCUGAUAAAGGAGACAAUCCAUUUCGGUCUAAUUAUGAGAUAAUAGGAGGCAUUUAAUUAAGAAUUCUUAGAAGUGAUUUAUAUGAAUGUGAAAAAUAUGUUAAUGAAUUACAAAGAUUUAGUUGUUUUGAUGUAGUCUAUGAUUCUAAUAAAGCAAAUAAAUCAGAUUUCCUAAAUUAUACAUAUUAAACAGCAGAAGAUUUAGGAAUCAAAUAUUUCCAAAAAGGAAAUCUAACUACUUACACUGAUGGAGGAUAUGUAGUUGAAUUUAAUAGAGAUAUCACAACAGAAGCAUUUUUAGAGAAAAUAAACAAUUUAAGAAAAGAAUAAUUUUUAGAUGCUACUACUGCUGUUAUCUUUAUUCAUUUUGUUAUUUACAACCCUAGUAUCAAUUUAUGGAUAUAAGCUAAUUUUCUAUUAGAAAGAAAUGCUUAAAAUAAAUUAACACCUUAUAGAGCAGAAUUAACAGGAUUUAUACCUAAUGUAUAUUAUGGAGAUGAUGGUUAACGUUUAUUUUAAAUUGAUAUAACAAAAUUGAUAAUGGCUAGUAUAUUAUUAGCUUUUGUUGCAUAUAGAUUUUAUAAGAUUAAAAUUAAUACUGGUAAAUUAGGACCUGCAUUUUUAUAUGUAACUAUGGAAAUAGGAUUCUUUAAUUGUGGAGUAGGAAUUUUAACAAUUAUUUCAGUGGCAAUGUCAUUAUAAUAAUCACUACAAGGUUAAGAUCCUUAAGAUCUAGUUAAUUAAUCAGAUUUUGUGGUAAAUGAUUUAAACUAAUUUAAUAGCAUUUAGAAUUAGAGGCAGAUUUAUAUAAAAAGGCAGAAUUAUUCUUAACAAUUAGUAUAAUGUUUUUGUUUUUAAGAUUAUCUUAUGUUUUAAAAUUAAAUGAUAGAGUAGCUAUUAUCUUUUUAACAUAUAGUAAAAGUUUUAAAGAAUUGUUACCUUUUUUGGCUAUAGAAUUUCCUUUAUUUUUAGGAUUUGUUAUGGUCUUUUAAAUUAUUUAUGGAAAUGUAUUUCCUUAAUAUUCUUCAUUUACUUUAGCAAUUGCUAGUUAACUAACUAUGGUAUAUUAUGUUAUUUAAUCUUAGAUUUAAGGAUAAUUAAAUAUCACCUAAUUUGUAAACUAUUCUCCAAUAGUUUCAAUGAUAGUAAUUCUAUUUUACUAUUUCUUUAUGUUAUUCUUUAUUAUAUCAUUAUUCCAAGCAAUUUUGAUAGAAUGCUUUAGAAUAGUUAUUAUGAAAAAUGGAUAUCCUUAGGAUAAAGACUAAGGACUGUCAAUAGGAGACUUAUUUAAUUGGAUGUUUUCUUGGACAUAGCUAUUUAUUAGUAAAAAGAAUACUACAGAAGAAAAAUAAAAUGUUUAAUAGCAAAACAAGCCUCCUGUAGAUUAAGAAGAGAAGUAGGGAAUAAAUUCUGCAACAGAAAAUUGAA